Annulohypoxylon maeteangense is the source of this 2145-nucleotide messenger RNA. Its product is annotated as RhoGAP-domain-containing protein. Gene Ontology annotation, cellular component: cytoplasm. Gene Ontology annotation, biological process: regulation of GTPase activity; signal transduction. The record is from RefSeq and is a predicted model, not a curated record. The coding region runs from base 1 to 2145 and encodes 714 amino acids. Lineage: Eukaryota; Fungi; Ascomycota; Sordariomycetes; Xylariales; Hypoxylaceae. The transcript has 6 exons.
AUGUCUCUAGGAAAUAAUACUAGUCCUCCGCCAGAAGAUGGCCCCGGCCUCGUCCCCCCCACGAACGGCUCCGGCGCUGAAGGCCUCGAGCCCAGUCCUAUUCAACCCGAGCCUGAAAUGCCUACCGAAGUGCAAGAUGUAUUAGCUUCAGAUAUCGGCGUUUCUACCAUGCUGAAUAGGCUCAAACAAAGUAUCACAGCAGCCAAGGAAUUUGCCACGUUCCUAAAGAAGCGAUCGGACCUCGAAGACCAGCACGCAAAAGGCAUGAAGAAGUUGUGCAGAUCAACACAAGAAAGCAUUCGUCACCAUGAACACAGGCAAGGGACGUUUGCGCAGUCAUAUGAAGAUAUGCUCAUGAUACACGACCGAAUGGCCGAAAAUGGUAUACAAUUUGCGCUGUCCCUGCACCAGAUGCACGAAGACCUACUUGAGGUGGCCGCGGUAGCUGAGAAGCAUCGUAAGGGGUGGAAGCAGAAUGGCCUAGCGGCGGAACAGCGUCUGACUGACGUGGAGAAUGCGAUGCGCAAGUCUAAGACAAAGUACGAUUCGCUGGCCGAGGAGUACGACCGGGUGAGAACUGGCGAAGCGAGACAAGGUCCUAGAGUCUUUGGCAUCAAAGGCCCCAAGUCAGCAGCGCAACACGAGGAAGAUUUGUUGCGCAAGGUGCAAGCAGCCGAUACAGAUUAUAUGGGAAAGGUUCAGGCAUAUCAGUCAGAGAAGGCAGCUGUAGAAUCUACCACACGACCGGAAGCAGUCAAAGCGCUGCAGGAUCUCAUCAGAGAAUGCGACUCUGGUACUACCUUACAGAUGCAGAAGUUUGCUUCAUUCAACGAAAAACUGCUGUUGAGUAACGGUCUAGUGAUAAGCCCCCUCAAAAGUGUCGCUCAGCCGGGUCAGCACUCCCGCAGCCUGAAGGAAGUAGUUCAAGCCAUCGACAACAAGAAGGACCUUCAAAAUUAUAUAAUUAGCUUCCACGGCAAGGUUCCGGCCAGAUCAUCAGAAGCAAAAUAUGAAAGGAACCCGGUGCUUAAUCCUCAACAGAAUACGUCGACGAGCCAGAUGACGCAGUUCCCACAACAAAGACCCCCAUCACAAACACAGCGACAAGAGUCUCCUUUACAGACGCAGAUGCAACCGCCAGGAUCAAUGGGCUCCCGAACUGGAGGUUAUGAUUCAAUAUCGUCUCCAUCGGGGUUUCAAGGGCCGGCUCGAGGUUUUACCCCUCCCGGAAUGGCGCCAGGAUCGCGACCGUCGUCGGGGCCUGGGCACGAGAGAAGCUUUAGCCACGGUGCAAUGCUAAACCAGACCGGUGCGCCGCCGCCCCAGCAAUACAACACACGGAAUUCAAUACAAGCUCCCCCAACCCAGCCACGAUUCAACGGAGCACCGCAACUUGGAGCCCUACCUUUCCAGAGCAACCCGGUGAGAGAACAGAGCCCUCAAGGCUUCCAACCCCCGGCGCUUAACGAACAAUCCCCCGCGCGUUCGACAUCACCUCCUGGUGGUCUCGCACAAAAGACGGAUGGGUCAAUCCCAAGGGGACCGGUCUUUGGAAUAUCUCUUGAACGAUUAUAUGAGAAUAGCAAGGGACCCGUUCCAAUGGUUGUGUAUCAGUGCAUCCAGGCUGUCGACUUGUAUGGUCUUGCCGUUGAGGGUAUUUACAGAUUGUCCGGAUCGACGGCUCACGUGAACAAGUUAAAGCACUUGUUUGAUACCAACGAGGACGCACCAAUCCUUGACUUCCGCAACCCAGAGAACUUCUUCCACGACGUGAACAGCGUGGCGGGGCUACUGAAGCAGUUCCUCCGGGACCUGCCGGAUCCGCUGCUGACGUCCGAGCACUAUGGCGGGUUCAUCGAGGCGGCGAAGAGCGACGACGACGUCGUGCGCAGGGACAGCCUGCACGCUAUCAUCAACGCCUUGCCGGAUCCGAACUACGCGACCCUACGCGCGCUGACGCUACAUCUUCAUAGGGUGAUCGAGCACAGCACCGUCAAUCGGAUGAACUCCCAGAACCUCGCUAUCGUAUUCGGUCCUACGCUCAUGGGCACUGCGCCUGGGAGUAAUAUCCAGGAUGCAGGCUGGCAGGUUAGGGUUGUUGAUACGAUUUUGCAGAAUACUUAUCAGAUCUUUGAUGAGGAUUAA